Miscanthus lutarioriparius is the source of this 2163-nucleotide messenger RNA. The record is from the annotation of a GenBank genome assembly. Lineage: Eukaryota; Viridiplantae; Streptophyta; Magnoliopsida; Poales; Poaceae.
AUGGCGACACGCCUCGCCUCCAUCUUCUCGCCCGUGCGCAGUCCCACCUCCGCCCCGGCCCACCUUCUCCACCGCGCUCUCCCCAGCUUCAGCCACCGGCGAGCGCAUCCCUCGCAGUCCCGCAUGUCCUCCUCUUCAGCCGCCUCCUCCGCGCCGCCCGCCGCGGCGGCGGCCGGCGGCGAGAAGCCUGCGGUGGCGCCGUACGGGUCCUGGAGGUCGCCCAUCACUGCUGACGUCGUCUCCGGCGCGGAUAAGCGCCUCGGCGGUAUCGCCCUCGCUGGGGAUGGGCGCCUUCUCUGGAUCGAGGGCCGCCCCGAGGAGAAAGGGCGUAUGGUUAUUGUAAAGGAGGAGGAUAAUCCUGUGGAUGUCAUACCUCAGGAAUUUGCAGCACGCACCCUGGCUCAAGAAUAUGGAGGUGGUGCAUUUGCAGUUGACAAGAGUGUUGUUGUGUUCUCAAAUUACAAGGAUCAACGUCUAUACAAGCAAACAUUAGGAAUUGGUGCUCCACCUGUGCCUCUUACACCCGAUUAUGGUGCGCCGAAUGUCAGUUAUGCUGACGGUGUAUUUGAUCCUCACUUCAGCCGUUAUGUUACUGUGGUGGAAGAUCGUCGAAAGGAUAGCUUGAAUCCCACCACAACAAUUGCUGCUAUAGACUUGAGUGGCAGUGAUGUUCAUGAACCAAAGGUGUUGAUCAGUGGCAAUGAUUUCUAUGCAUUUCCUCGCAUUGAUCAAAAUAAAAAGCGGAUAGCAUGGAUUGAAUGGAGCCAUCCAAACAUGCCCUGGGAUAAAUCAGAACUCUGGGUUGGUUACUUCGCUGAGAGCGGAGACUUGGCCAAACGGGUCUGUAUUGCCGGUGGCAAUCCACUGCUGAUUGAAUCUCCUAGUGAACCUAAAUGGUCUCCCAAAGGAGAACUGUUUUUUGUUACUGACAGAGGGAGUGGAUUUUGGAACAUUUAUAAAUGGGUUGAACAAACCAAUGAGAUUGUACCAGUGUAUUCACUAGACGCUGAAUUUACAACACCAUUGUGGGUUUUUGGCAUCAGCUCGUAUGAUUUUCUUGGAAACAGCGACCACAUUGUUUUCAGUUAUAGGCAGAAAGGAAGGUCACAUCUUGGUGUGCUUGAUUGUGAUUCAGGUUCUGUUUCAUUGCUUGACAUCCCUUUCUCUGAUUUAUCUGAUGUGGUUGCUUCAGAUGAUUACUUCUAUAUUGAAGGUGCUUCUGCAAGUAUUCCACGGUCGAUUGCUAAGGUGACAUUAAAUGAGAGCAAAACAAAAGUAGUCAAUUUCUCAAUAGUCUGGUCCUCCUCACCGGACCUCGUACAAUAUAGACCUUUCUUCAGCACACCAGAACUUGUUGAGUUCCCUACAUCCAAACCUGGCCAGAAAGCUUAUGCCUAUUUCUACCCACCGUCAAAUCCCAAUUUUCAAGGUUUGGCUGAUGAAAAACCUCCGUUGCUUGUCAAAACACAUGGAGGACCUACUGCUGAAACACGUGCAAUUCUGGACCUCAGUGUCCAGUAUUGGACAAGUAGAGGUUGGGCAUAUGUGGAUGUCAACUAUGGAGGAAGCACUGGUUAUGGAAGAGAGUAUCGGGAGAGACUAUUGGACAAAUGGGGUAUUGUCGAUGUUGAUGAUUGCUGCAGCUGUGCGAGAUUCUUGGUGGAGAGUGGCAAAGUAGAUGGGCAGCGCCUUUGUAUUACUGGCAGAUCAGCAGGUGGAUACACUACUUUAGCUGCACUUGCAUUCAGAGACACGUUCAAGGCUGGAGCUUCUCUGUAUGGUGUUGGGGACUUGACUCUGUUGAGAGCAGAGACACACAAAUUUGAGUCCCAUUAUAUGGACAAUCUUGUAGGAAAUGAAAGAGCAUACUAUGAGAGAUCACCAAUCAACUUUGUCAACCAGUUUACGUGUCCAGUCAUUUUGUUUCAAGGGUUAGAGGAUAAGGUUGUGCCACCAGAUCAGGCACGCAAAAUAUACAAUGCCUUGAAAGAGAAAGGGUUGCCUGUUGCUUUGGUGGAAUAUGAAGGAGAGCAGCAUGGGUUCCGCAAGGCAGAGAACAUCAAGUUCACCUUGGAGCAAAUGAUGGUGUUCUUUGCGAGACUAGUUGGGAAAUUUGAGGUGGCAGAUGAUAUAACUCCAAUCAAGAUUGAGAACUUCGAUUGA